Messenger RNA from Protopolystoma xenopodis, 912 nucleotides. Lineage: Eukaryota; Metazoa; Platyhelminthes; Monogenea; Polystomatidea; Polystomatidae. The record is from the annotation of a GenBank genome assembly.
AUGGGCUAUGCACAUAACGCUCUGCCCCCGCCAAGUCAGAUCAGUGCCCUCCUCUUGCAGCCAGAAUCCUUGUCCCAUGACACUUCGCCGAGUAAAUUCGACACUGUCCCAACGGCCCAAUCUGGCCAGUCUCUGGUGGCUCCAGCCUAUGACACGAGCGGUGAUUCCGACUCAAACACUCCGAAAGGUGUCGGUCUCUCGCCAAAUCUGGUAUCUGCUUCGGCAACGCCGAGGACCCCUCGACGAAAUCGACUUCGCGUCAGUUGGGCCCUACCCACGGGCCUGCUGCAGACAACCAGCCGACUGCACCGCGCCACCAGACACGUAGGUCCUGCUUCAGUCGACGUUGAAGCCGGCCAUGCCCUGUUGCCAUACCGUCAGUUCGCAGUGUACCUGCGUCGCCGUCCACGGCAACAGGCAAGGUCGAAAGCGUCUGAUCAGCGCGGUUCAUCUGAAAAGAGUGGACUGUGGUCACAGGCGUUGUUCGAGCAGAACCCUGUUCCGAGCGACUCACAGUUGCUUGCACGUGUCCGGAAGGCAUCUGUUUCAGCGAACUCAGAUGCGCCGAACAACUGGUCGGAGAGUCAUCACCCUAAAGAAUUGCUCAUGCGGAGCUGGAGGCCGAAGAUAAGAGUCAAGAAGUCAUUCAAUUCCCUGAUUGGCGAAAGAUAUAAUGGGGCGAGUGGUGAAGUGAAGGAGCUGAAGAGUGUAUUGGCUGAAAAUUCUAAAGUGGAAGGGGUUGAACAGGCGAGGCGAAGAACUUUCGAGAUGAGUGAGGAGAACGGAAAGAGGGACGUUCAUUGGGAGCGAUGGGUCACACGUGGUCCUACAUCUGAACUCAUACUGGUAAGCCAGUGCUGGCGCUCAUGUAUUGUAGGUCAUUUCGAAUAUACCUUGCUUCCAAACACAUAA